This is a messenger RNA of Paramecium tetraurelia, 1125 nucleotides long. RefSeq lists its product as uncharacterized. The transcript is spliced from 6 exons. The record is from RefSeq and is a predicted model, not a curated record. NCBI's taxonomy places the organism in Eukaryota, Ciliophora, Oligohymenophorea, Peniculida, Parameciidae.
AUGAUAGAUCGAAGGAGUCAGAGUCCCAUGGCUACAAGCUAAAAGAUGGGAACUGCAAGAGCCAUCUUUGAUACAGGCACAGAAUAGGAACCGACGAAACGAUUAACAAGAUCAAUUAGAAAUACUAGCACAGAUCCAUAAUAAACAGACUACAAAUAAUAUCAAAAUUAGCCUUAAUUAGGCAUUUAAGGUUCUUAGGAUAUAAAUUCAUAAAAUUCACGUUAAAUUACUUAAGAAAAUUUUGAGUAUCGGAAACCAGAAACGGACACUUUCAAUUUUAGAACAGUUUAAACUUACAAACCUCAAGAAGUAAGUGCUUUGCCAACUUCUUAAUUUAAUUACUAAAGUUUUGAGUACAAAAAACCAGACGCUGGCCGUACAGGAUCAUACAUUUAGUCAGCGUACAAUACAACAUUUCAAGAACCAAUCGGUAGUUCGCUUAACUUUCAGAAUAAAACUCUGUAUGAACCACCAAAAUAAGACAACACAUUCACAAAAUACGAACCGAAUUCAUUUGAUAAAUAUAAAACUACUUUUGAAUAGCCUAAAUCUUAUGAAAAGUUUGAGUAAUACAAAUUUGAACCCAUGAAGUAUGACUUUAAUUUACCAGAAUAACCAAAGGAAUACCAACAAUCCUAUAAAUCAAUUCCAUAAGUGCAACCCAAUUAAUCAGUUGUUCAAACACAAUAUACUCCUUACAAUCCUGAUAGAAUCACUUUGGACACCCAACUAAAUAGAACUACUUUAAACUAUCCACUUCAAAAUGACUACUUAAGUGCAGGGCCUAGAAAGACAGAAGAACCCAUUCGUCCUUCAGAAAUUCAAAUCAAAACCCAGAAACCAGUAGACCCAAUUAUGAAUAAAGGAUAAAACCCUCCUUCAAUCAAGGCAGAAUCAAUUAAGAAUGAAUAAUCAUAUAGGCCAACAACUCCAGUAUAUACACAAUAAUAAUAUCAAUUAUCGAACUAGAAGCCUACUGAGUCAUAAUAUAAGUAAGAAACAAUUGAUAUUAUGAACAAGCCAAGUUAUAGAUUUGAUUUACCUAAGAAAUUCGUUGAGGAAAUUGUUAUAAUUGAAAAUGAAGCUAAUGAACACGAAUUUAAUGCAGGUUGUCAGAUAUUUUGA